GAGGCUGAGAUCUGGAGGGCACUGUUUGAGGCUAGCCUGGGCAGAAAAGCCCACUAGACUCCAUCUCCAAAAUAACCCACCAAAAGCAGGGCUGGAGGAAUGGCUUGUAAUAAAGCACCACCCUAGCAAAUUAGCAAAUGUAAGUUCAAUCCCCAGUAUUCUCCAUUAAAAAGGAAAAAAAAAACCCACUGGUGCUAUAUUCUUUGUUACAGAUAUUCAGAUAAAAGGCCCAACUUUUCAGUACUGGGGUUUGAACUCAGAACCUUGCACUUGCUGGCUGGGCUCUCUGCCGUUUAAACCAUACUCUAGACCUACUUUUUGCUUUAGUUGGUCUCUGGAUGAGGAGAGUGGUCGAUACUCUCUCUGCCCUGAGCCCCUGGGUGAGAAUUAGCCUAAGCAGGUUUAAACUUCAGGCUGGUUCCCUGCAGUCCCCAGGCACACACCCACUCAGCCCAUAUGUGAGCAGCCGCCUCCCCUGUGCUUUGGUUUGUCAUCAGGGGAGGCAAACUCAUCUCAGGCUAAGCCUGAGCGGAGUAUAAUUAGGACAGCAAAUCCACUGUUUAACAAAUAGGUCCUAUGGCAGAUUUCAAAGGCCUAGGGAAAUGACUUGAUGCUGAAGGAAGGACGAUUUGAUAAAAUUGCUUCCAGCCAGGGCAUGAAGUCUUAAGACAUGGUUUGCUGCAGAAAAUGCAGCAUGACCAUUGUGAGGCCGCUGAGGUGGUAGGAGUGGGCAUGAUUUUGUCAGUUUCUUUGUUUUCAUGUGCCUCACAAUAUUAGCCUUCCCUUUACCCUAAUCACCAGCCUCAAUUCCACCCAGGCAUCAGUUGCUUGUGCCAGCAGGAGCAAGCAAGCCAAGUGUUCAUGAGCAGGUCCUUCUGGCAAAGAUCUUCUCACCAGUCAUUCCCUGGCUCCUGGCCCCCUGUCUGGCUGAACUUCCUUCCUCUUUCCUGGGAAGAUGUUCCUGGUGGGCCUGACGGGAGGCAUUGCCUCAGGCAAGAGCUCUGUGAUCCAGGUGUUCCAGCAGCUGGGCUGUGCAGUGAUUGACGUGGAUGUCAUUGCCAGGCAUGUUGUCCAGCCCGGGUACCCUGCUCACCAGCGCAUUGUGGAGGCCUUCGGCACUGAGGUGUUACUGGAGGAUGGCAAUAUCAAUCGCAAGGUCUUAGGGGACCUGAUCUUCAACCAGCCUGACCAGCGCCAGCUGCUCAACUCCAUCACUCACCCUGAGAUCCACAAGGAAAUGGUGAAGGAGACCUUCAAGUACUUCCUCCGGGGAUAUCGCUACGUGAUCCUCGAUAUCCCCCUUCUGUUUGAGACCAAGAAGCUGCUCAAAUACAUGAAGCAUACAGUAGUAGUAUACUGCGAUCGAGACACGCAGCUGGUCCGGCUGAUGAAGCGGAACAACCUGAAUCGAGAGGAUGCAGAAGCACGCAUCAAGGCCCAGCUGCCCCUGAAGGACAAGGCCCGCAUGGCCAACCAUAUUCUAGACAACUCCGGCGAGUGGAGCAUCACCAAACGCCAGAUCGUUCUCUUGCAUGCCAAGCUGGAGCACUCCCUGGAGUACUUGCCGCUGAGGCUCGGGGCCCUCAUGGGUUUGGCUGCCAUCGCCAGCCUCCUCUACCUGCUUACCCGCUACCCUUCUGCCUUCUCCCUAGCUGGAAGACCAAGAAAGGAAACACCUAGGCCUCCUCUUGGAGGCUAAAGUCAGAUACAUGUCUACACACACACAGACACACACACACACACAAUCUGAGUCAGUGCCUGUGCUGGACCAGCCCUUCCUCGGAUCACAUCCUGACAGGCAAGAAGCAACAGGUCCCUGCUAGUAGGUGCUCCUUCCCACCCUACCCCUCCUUUCCACCCCUCCUUCCUCUUGCAGCGCCCGCAGAACAGUAUCCAUCAUGGCAGGUUCCACUUAGGCCUGUGGGCAGAGUGCAGUCUCUGCAGCUCUUGCAUCUGGAUGGCUAGAGGUUCCCUGGCUUAAACCUUGAACAUCUGUCUCAAGAUGACCAAAACCUUCUUAGUACAUCUUAGAAAGUCCUUCUGGAGCAAGGGUUUUUCAAACAGAACUCUCCUCUAGGUCGAAGCGUUUGGCCAGAAUACAGUACGGAUCAUUUCAUUAGCAAUGCUAUGGCCAGGCAAAGGCAGAAUUUUUCUGACCUGUUUUCUCACUGGGCUUUCUCCGUGCUCCCUCACCCUGCCUUCUGCCUCCCAGCCCUGAACUCCUGCUACUCCACAAGCCCAAUGCUGUCUCACCUCUGUGCCUUCCCCUGGAUGCUCCCUGGUCUGCUUUUAGUUUUCCUCUUCUAACUCGCUAACCCAACUCAGGCACCAUCUGAAGCCCCAGGCAGGGCUAGGUGCUCUGAGACACCAAACUCCCUUGUUCUGCUUUAAUCAGUGGUGGAGUAAUCAACCAGAAGCUGGUUGGUUUCUCAGAGAUUGUAAGCCACUUGAGGGCAGGGCUGUUUUAGUCAUCUCUGGGUUCUAGUGUAGGGCCUGCUCACUGUUGGUGCUCAAUAAAUUGUUGAUCUGAAAAACCCA
Messenger RNA from Perognathus longimembris pacificus (Pacific pocket mouse), 2538 nucleotides. It is a transcript of the gene Dcakd, whose product is annotated as dephospho-CoA kinase domain containing. NCBI's taxonomy places the organism in Eukaryota, Metazoa, Chordata, Mammalia, Rodentia, Heteromyidae. The coding region runs from base 956 to 1699 and encodes 247 amino acids. The transcript has 5 exons. Gene Ontology annotation, molecular function: ATP binding; dephospho-CoA kinase activity. The record is from RefSeq and is a predicted model, not a curated record. Gene Ontology annotation, biological process: coenzyme A biosynthetic process.